This is a messenger RNA of Betta splendens (Siamese fighting fish), 3392 nucleotides long. It is a transcript of the gene dacha, whose product is annotated as dachshund a. The record is from RefSeq and is a predicted model, not a curated record. The transcript has 11 exons. Bases 203 to 1780 code for a protein of 525 amino acids. NCBI's taxonomy places the organism in Eukaryota, Metazoa, Chordata, Actinopteri, Anabantiformes, Osphronemidae.
CACUAAAAGAGAGAGGGAGGGAAGGAGAGAGACAAACAGAGUGAGAGAGAGCGGGCGAGGUAGUACAGAAAGGGGGGCACUGAGGGAGUUGGAGUACCUUUAGCCUCAGUGGCGGGAACACAGGCAGAUUGACGGCGGGAGAAUCACACCUGAAAACAACAGAAAAACUAAGAGAACAAUAAAACUAAGUCCCUGCUCCAACAUGGCGGGCUCCUGCAGCACCCGUCUGUCCAGGACCUCCUGUCCAACCUCCGACCCCUUCUUCAAUUCAGAACUGCCGCCCAGGUCUCCGCGCCUCCCAACCGCUUUCCUGAGCGGCGAGAGCGGUCGGGUCCCGAUGAGUGUGAACGGAAGGAGCGGCGGCAGCACGGCUCCGCUCACCGACUGUAAGAUGGUGGUGGUUCACGGGCUGGAGGUGGCGUCGUUCUCGGUGAAUGGCGCGGAGCUGAUCUGUCUGCCGCAGGUGUUCGAGCUGUUCCUAAAGCACUGGGUGGGGGGACUCCAUACCGUCUACACCAAGCUGAAGCGGCUCCACAUCAGCCCGGUGGUUUGCACCGUGGAGCAGGUCCGCGUCCUACGGGGGCUCGGUGCCAUCCAGCCCGGAGUGAACCGCUGCAAACUCAUCACCAGAGCCGAUUUUGAGACGCUGUACCGGGACUGCACGAAUGCCAGCUCUCGUCCCGGUCGUCCUCCAAAACGGACUCUGGCAUUGACCACGAUGACUAAUGGAUCCAGACUCCUCCCACAUGCUCUAUUAAGCCCUACCCUGCUUACUCAGACAGGUCUCUCUGCAGGUCUGACUGCAGUGGCGAUGGCCGAGGCUCUGAAACUGCAGAAGAUGAAGAUGAUGAUAGGUUUCCACAGUAACAAUGAUCAGCAGCAACAUCACAAUGGAGCAGAGCCUGAGAAUGUAGACACAGGUCUGACUGAUCUUCCAUUUAUGAUUAUGCCACACCCCAUGAUUCCUGUUGGCCUGCCACCUGCCAGUGUUGCCAUGGCAAUGAAUCAGAUGACUCAGCUGAGUGGUUUGGCAAAUAUGGCAGGUGUGUCACAGGUGGAAAAGGUGGAAAGAGAAGACAGCAAGGACGAGUCUGCAAAAAAACCCUCCCCCUGCUCCUCCCCCAGCCAUGAUGAGCUCCACCCUCAGGAACCAUCCAGAGUAUCUUCGUCAUCCUCAUCAUCACCUCCACCUGCAGCAGACUCACAAGACCUGGAUGGGGACAUCACAGACAGAGAAAACAGAACUAAGGUGUUAAAACAAAAAGAUAGCAGCCUGUUGCCCUGUCCCUUGUUUAAACCACCCUGUGAGAAGCUGCCAUUAACUUCUCAGCCAGUGUCAGUCAACCAUUCAAAUUCUGCCUUGACUCCCGGUCUGUCAUCGAUGGAGACACUGCUCACCAACAUACAGGGUCUCCUGAAGGUGGCCGUGGACAGCGCUCGGUCCCAGGACAAACAAAACCGUCUGGAGAGGAAGGAGUUAAAGCUGGAGCUGGACAGAGAAAGGGAUGUGCGGCAGACUCUACAGAGACAGUUGAACUCUGAACUCCAGAGCAGAGUGUCAAUCCAAAAGAGGCUAAAGAAGGAGAAGAAGGCAAAGAGGAAGCUACAGGAGGCGCUGGACUUUGAGUCGAGGCGAAGGGAGCAGGUGGAGCAAGCGCUCCAUCGUUGCGACUCUCUCACAGAUGCUGCGACUCCUGAGAGUGAACGAGAAAACAAGCAGCAGGAAAACACAGCAGGUCAUGAGAACAGAGCGUUCACUAAAGCCCCGCUUCUCUUCUGAGACACUGAACCAGCUGCUCAGGAUGAAUGGAGACUCUCCGCUGGAUUGGAUCUCCUGAGACAAAAACACCAGACUUAAUAUUUAGUGUCCCAGCCACCGCCUCCUCCUGUUUCUACUCAACUUUUCAUAAUAACUAUAUUAUAAUUAAUAUUUUAGUAUAAACAUGGACUCUAUGGUGUUUCUGAUUGGCUGAAAUGCAAGUUUCCAGUGAAAAGGACGUUUUCUGCUUCACAAUCAUCUAUUUCUUAGCUGUGAUGUUUCAAAAACCUACAGUAAAAUAAUUUUUCACGUUGGGUCAUUUCAUCCUAAAACAACUUGUUCAUUAAUCUCCAAAUACUUGUCCUUCUUUGUCUCUUUCUUCGUCAGUUUAUUGCCAAACUGGAUCUCCUUCUCAUUUUUGGCUUUUCCCAUCAGGGGUGCUACAGCAAACAUUCUUUUCCUAUUUCCAAAAUGGUUCCAUUACUUGAAUCUGAAAGAACUCUCACUCUGUUUCAGUGGUUUUGGUGUAAAUGUCAAGCUGUGAUCCAAAACCAACAUUAACUUCAAAUUUGUGAGCUACAAUAGCUUGUGUGUUGGAUCAGACCACACACUGAUCCUUUGCCUCCCAUGACCCCUCUGUCUGUUAAAAUACAUACGGAGCACCAGCCCACAAGACCUGCAGUUCUGGAGAUGUUGUGACCCAGUCUCCUACACUUGUCAAACUCACUGAAGUCCUUACUGGAGAAAAAUAAAAUAAUAUAGUUGAAGACCGGUUUCAGUUAAUGCUGUGAUGUGAAUGAUGCAAACGCAACUUUCUGCUCUCUGUUUUUAAAAACUGGAACCAAAUCCAUCCCUGCCUCCCAAGGUCAGGUCUAGGUGUGUGUUUGAUGGACGAGAAUUUGAAGUGUGUCAAGACAUUAACCUGUUGUGAUUUAACUUCUCUUUUACUGAACUGGGCCAAUGGAUGUAGCUGCUUCAGCUUCAGAUGUGGGUUCACAUCACACAUCUGAGGACACAUGGCGUGUUUCGUCAGACAGCGGGCUUUGAUGUGAUUGGUCUGCUCUAACCAGAUUCUGAUCAAAAGAGUGUGACAUCAGUGGAGUUGACCAGUCAGCAAGAGCACAUCAAAGGGAAAAAAUAGUUUGCUUUUACUCAAAAAAAAUUGAUGUUUUUAUAUAUCUUUGUUCUGCUAUGUUUGUUUUUUAUUUCAAUUUGAUAAAUAUAAAGGAUGAAUUAUUUUAUUCUUCAGAUCCAGUUCCGAUGGUAAAAUUUAAAUCUAUUAUUGGCUUUGAAUAGAUAAAUUGCACUUGAAUAUCUUCAAAUCAAUGUGUCAGGCAUUAUUACUGAAAGUUUAGUUGUCUGUAAACUUUUCUGUUAAAAAAAAAUAGAUUAAACUAAAUCUAGUUAUAAAUGUAACCACAAACAGUAAAACUUCAUCUUUGAUGUUUGUCUUCCUGUGGGCCGGUCCCUGAGUCCUCAUUAGCUGCAAAGUAAUAUCUUGUCGGCACCAGAAAGAUCCAGAUGUAUAUUCCUCAGUCCAGCUGUCCAUCAACACAAAGAAUGAAAAUAAUUAAUCACUUGUUACACCGUUGACAGUAAUUUGGAGGUUUAAUAAAUCCAUUUUUUUCCUCAA